AUCCUACGAACGACAAUCGCCAACCAACAACCAAAGAUUUGAAUAAUCCGCCAAUUCAAAUCCGCAAAAAUGGUCAAGAAGCGCGCGUCCAACGGACGUAACAAGAAGGGUCGUGGUCACGUCAAGCCCAUCAGAUGCUCCAACUGCUCCCGAUGCACACCAAAGGACAAGGCGAUCAAGAGAUUUACCAUCCGUAAUAUGGUUGAGUCCGCUGCCAUCCGUGAUAUCUCAGAGGCAUCUGUCUUCUCUGAGUACACAGUUCCCAAGAUGUACCUCAAAUUGCAAUACUGCGUCUCUUGCGCCAUUCACGGCAAGAUUGUCCGUGUCCGAUCCCGUGUUGGAAGACGUAACCGUGCCCCACCUCCCCGUGUUAGAUACAACAAGGACGGAAAGAAGGUCAACCCAAACCAAGCUGCCGCUAAGGCUUAGAGUGCUUUAGGUUGGGAACGGAGGAGUUAUCGACUGGGUUUUUCGGGAUGCAUUUUGUCUUAACCAAUUUCUAAUGCAAAAAGCAUUGCUUAGACAAAUAUGACCUCAUUGACUGAUGAUAAAUCUUCAAUCAAUCUUCUCAAUCUUUCAAACAUGUGAUAUUUUAUUGGCAAUUGCUUUGGUCGGAUCUUCAUUGUGCAUUCAAAAUUUCCAUGGUAGCAGAGAAUG
Botrytis sinoallii is the source of this 657-nucleotide messenger RNA. RefSeq lists its product as uncharacterized. Bases 70 to 429 code for a protein of 119 amino acids. NCBI's taxonomy places the organism in Eukaryota, Fungi, Ascomycota, Leotiomycetes, Helotiales, Sclerotiniaceae. Gene Ontology annotation, cellular component: cytosolic small ribosomal subunit; ribosome. Gene Ontology annotation, molecular function: structural constituent of ribosome; mRNA binding. The record is from RefSeq and is a predicted model, not a curated record. The transcript is spliced from 5 exons. Gene Ontology annotation, biological process: translation.